AUGGACGAAGUCGAAUCGGCGAGUGACCACAGAUACAUCCAGUUCUGGUUAGAACGGUUAGAACGGACUCCUGAUCAGGACGAUCCUCCGGAACGCCUCAGGGGAUGGGCCUACAGACGGCUCAAUUUAGACGCACUAACUUCUCACCUGGCAAUAGCACCUCUGCCCACUACUGAUGAAAACACGCCCACUGAUCAAGCUGCUGACCAGCACAUUUCAUACUUGACAUCUGCUUGCGACGCAUGCAUGCCGCCCAGGGCACCACUGCCUCACGGCAGAAGGCAAGCCCACUGGUGGAACCAAGAAAUUGCCACGCUACGAGACGAAUACGGUCGACUGCGUAGGAGCUACCACAGGGCAGCUAGAAGGCGAGAGUCACACGAACAACUGGAUGUUCACCGAACCGCAUAUAAGGUCAAGAGGAAGGUAUUGCGGCAGGCAAUAAGAUCUUCCCAGACUAAAUGCUGGUCCGACCUAUGCAGAUCCGUUGACUCCGACCCGUGGGGUCUUCCCUACAAAAUCGUCACCAAACACAUCGGUCGUCGACGUCCAGGAAUUGAAGCCCGCGGCAUGGAGUCGGAGAUCGCCGAUCACCUCUUCCCGAACCCCCCAGCGACGGACUGGGCACUUGAGCCCCACCCACCAGAAACCGUAGAGGAUGAAACCGUUGAAAACUUCACCCUGGCCGAACUGGCCCAAGCCUGCAAAAGACUUCCCCCCGGUAAGGCAACCGGCCCCGAUGGUAUCCCCAACGAGGUUCUAGCCAAGGUGUUCCUCCGGAAGCCUAACAUCCUACUCAGCGUCUACAACAGGGAUGGCCAACCCGCGGCCCGCCUUGGAAAGUUUUGCGGCCCGCGACAUAUAUCAAAUAUUUACAAAAAAAAAUAUUUUUGCGCCGAUAGAAUAUUCUGGAAUGCCCGUGCAACGCGGUAUCUGUAUUAUUAA
This is a messenger RNA of Rhopalosiphum padi (bird cherry-oat aphid), 945 nucleotides long. RefSeq lists its product as uncharacterized. Bases 1 to 945 code for a protein of 314 amino acids. Lineage: Eukaryota; Metazoa; Arthropoda; Insecta; Hemiptera; Aphididae. The record is from RefSeq and is a predicted model, not a curated record. The transcript has a single exon.